UCUCUCUCUCUCUCUCUCUCUCUCUCUCUCUCUCUCUCUCUCUCUCUCUCUCUCUCUCUCUGUCGAUCCAUCUCUUUAUCUGUCCUCCUGACUGCAGUCUGCAUACAGUGCUGGGGCUGCUGCUGCUGCUGCGAGACACGAGUAAGUGGGAGGAACAGCUUCCUCGGUUCUGCCUCAAAAAAUGACAAGACAUCUUCCCGGAGCUGCGGCUGCAGGGGUGAAUUUGGCUUUCAGUCUUCUGCAUUGUACAAUCUUUCCCUCUGACAGAUAAAUAAGACUAAAGAGGGAGCACAAGAAGACAAGUAAAAGACGCAAGAAAAAUAAUCCACCGUGGAGGCAAGGAGGAGAAGGAGGAGGGGGGCUGAGGAGGAGGAAGCCAGAGGUUCUACACACAAGAUGGCUGCUGUGUCCUCUGCCUCUGACACUGGGGAUCUCAGAGGUCGCCACCCCCCAGAGCGCAGACUGCUGCUCUUAGGGGGGCCACAGUCUGGUAAGACAUCCACUGCCAACACCAUUCUGGGGGAUCAGAUCUUUGAAGUUGGGACAGAGACUACACAUAGCAACGUGGGCCAGACAGAGAUCUAUGGCCGACGGGUCACUGUGGUUGACACUCCACCGUGGGCAAUCCUCACUGAUCCUGGGGAAGACAACGAAGUUGACAACAAUGACAAUGCUGCUGUCGAGUCUGACAGCCCACCCCGACCUCCUCCAAGCCUGGACAGUGAGGGGCCUUGCAUGGGGGCCAUACUCUGCCCUCCUGGACCCCACACUAUCCUACUGGUGGUGUCAGUCACUCAACCCUUUACUGACAACCAAAGGAGAGCUGCAGAGGAGCAGCUGGGGGCCCUGGGUGGAGGGACAUGGAGGUAUUCCAUGGUCCUCUUUACUGGGGUGGACAAACUGCCCCAAGGUGUCUUUAUUGAGGAGCACAUAGCAAACACUGGAGAGGCCCUGCAGUGGUUGGUGGAGAGAUGUGGAAGCAGGUACCACGCCUUUGACAACAUUCAGAAAGAUACUGAAGAAAACACACAGGUACCCGAGCUGAUGGAAAAGGUGGAGGAAAUGAUCACUGAUAACCAAGGCUGGUACUUUGAGGUGAAUGAGUUGAUUUUACUGGAGGAAGAACAGGCCAGGAGAGCUCUGGAGGAAGAGAGGAUGAGGAUGGAGGAGCACGCUAGACAGAGGGACCAGAUGAUUGGAGGACCUCCUAGGGAAUUGAGGUUGCUGUUGUUGGGUUGGAAGGGCGUUGGAAAGAGCUCGGUGGGGAACUCCAUCCUAGGCCGUCGGUACUUUGAGUCAGGACAGGAGACAGAGUUGUGCCUUAGAAGGCAGGCACUUGUGUCUGGACGUCGGAUCACUAUUGUGGACACCCCAGGCUGGGACUGGUUCUCAGUGAGGCGAACCCCGAAGCGCAUCCGUCAGGAGUCCCAGCGUGGGGCUGCCCUCCUUCGACCUGGACCCCACACAUUGCUGCUAGUCCUGCCGGUUGUUUCAUCUCUCACUGCCAGGAAAAGACGAACACUCCUGGCACACAUAGAGACUCUGUUUGGUGACAGCGCAUGCCUCCAUACUAUGGUUCUGUUCAGCUGUGGGGACUGGUUGGGACGUACACCCAUUGAAGAACACAUCCUUAGAGGAGGGCGGGAGCUGCAAAGACUGCUGGAGUACUGUGGGAACUACUACCACGUUCUGGACAGUAAGACACCUGGCAAGGACAGGAGUGUGUCUGUCCUACUGGAUAAGAUAGAGGAGAUGAUCCGGGAGAAUGGUGACAAGGCCUUCCUUCCCAUACAAACCGAGUGGUUGAGCGAGGAGAGCUCUUACUCUUCCGAUAAUACCGAACCUGAGGACGACUGUCGAGGAUGCCAGCUACAGUAACUGCACUUGAAGCUGUCUGGUUUUUGCUCCUUGUUCUAAGUUAUAAGUAGGGUCAAACAUCAUCUCAUGUAACUUAAACCUCAUCAAAGUAUCCCUCUGUAACUCUAAGGAGUUUCUGAGAAAACAAGAGGUUUAGGACAGGAGUCUUAUGAGUAGCCCUCUGUUAGAAAUGAAAAGACCAAAGUCACUGUUCACAGCCUCAAACUGAGGAGAGGGAGGAAUGUUCUGUUUCAAGUGACAAAAGUUCAGUCCCUGUUGAACCAAUGAACAUGUCCAUGGAAAAUGUCUGCUGCUUAGGAGACCAGGUUUUAACAUUAUUGUAAAUCACUGUUCAGUCUGCACUGAUAAGCUUUGUAUUACAACUACAAUCAAAACCAAAAACUUAAAUGCUUAAAAAAAGCAACACUGUAAUGACCAGUCAGAUCUGAAGAUUUGGUCUUGUCUGCAGCAAGUCCAUCACUCAUGAUUAUUGAAAGAGUAAGAGGAAUCUGUCUGUGUAUAUCCUUUUAUACAAUAUGGCCAUCCCCUUCUGCACCAGGUGCCAUUGCUGGCAUUCAGUUUGAAUCAAUUACAAGCAUAAGAGCUGUUUUGAGUUUGGCUGUAAUUUGUUCCUUUGGUCCCCCUGUGCAACAAAAAUUCAUUGAAUCCAUCUAAAGCAGUAAAUAGGUAUUUUCAGUGCUGUAGUAUUAAUGCUCAAGAAGAGCUCUAAAAACUGUUUGAAAAAGCUGUAUUGUACUAAUAUUCAGUCUUAAAUCUUUGUGGAGCAGCUUGGGCUGGCUCUGCUUUGUUGUUUAUGGUCAUGCUUAAAGCGCAUAUAUCGAACAGUUCAAUUCAGCUACGUGCCUCAGCAUCAAAGUUUGAGAGUGGGGGUGUAGCCCUGCAGUACCAGGACCGUAUCCUAUAUUCUACAUUAAGCUUUAGCAUGGUAGAGAAACAACAUGACCUCGCGAACCAUUCAAGUUCAAAUUUAUCUUUUCCUUCCUGUCAACUUUUUCUACAUGGCUCAGACAUCAGUUCCUGUCACAAGUUGAGAUUUUUUUUUUAAAGUAUUGUAUAACUAUAUAUUCAGCUGUCAGAGGCAUGUAAAGACGCAGCAUGCAUAUAAAUGAGUGCCUGUUGGGCUGAAGGCAACCUCACUUAUUCCUCUGACUCUUGCUUGAAUAAAAAUUCAGUAUAAAUCUAUGUGAAUUUCUGGGAUGACAUCACAUUGCUCUAUCUUCACACCUGCAAAAAUAAAAGAAAGAAAAAGAAAAUUCACACUCUGAAAUGUACAAAUAAAAGCAUAUAUAAGGUUCAAAGUUAUCUUUACUGUCCCACUAGGGGAAAUUUGGUCUGUAGCGAGAGUUCACAUAUUAUACAUGUAUGUGACCAUUACCACUGCCAUGCUCUAACGUUUUUUUUUUCUACAAAUGAUGUAGUGUAUUAAAGAAGUUCUGACAUCA
This is a messenger RNA of Amphiprion ocellaris (clown anemonefish), 3320 nucleotides long. RefSeq names its product GTPase IMAP family member 8. Gene Ontology annotation, molecular function: GTP binding. The record is from RefSeq and is a predicted model, not a curated record. Lineage: Eukaryota; Metazoa; Chordata; Actinopteri; Pomacentridae. The transcript has 7 exons. The coding region runs from base 397 to 1878 and encodes 493 amino acids.